This is a messenger RNA of Aedes aegypti (yellow fever mosquito), 1624 nucleotides long. RefSeq names its product protein commissureless 2 homolog. The record is from RefSeq and is a predicted model, not a curated record. The coding region runs from base 382 to 1260 and encodes 292 amino acids. The transcript has 2 exons. Gene Ontology annotation, biological process: axon guidance. Lineage: Eukaryota; Metazoa; Arthropoda; Insecta; Diptera; Culicidae.
AGAACCGAACGACGAAAGCUGCGAGCGCGCGUUUUCAGCUGCCGCAGUACUUGCGCACAUGUCGUGUUGAGAAGGCGGUAUUUUACCGAACGCUCUUCCACCAAAAAAAAAAGUCGUGAAAUCGUGCAGUUCGGGUCAAUCUAAUAAACACAGGGAAGCGAAAUCUCGCAUCCGGUGGAAUUCGACAAAUUCGUGAUCAAUAAUUGCAGUCAGAUUGCAUCGUGUUUGCCGGGAUUGGGCUGGUAAGGUUGCACUGAUUCCGGUGAUAGGACAAGCAUAUCUUCGUUCGGAGUGUCAGUGAGAAGUGAUAGCACCUGUUCAGGGUGUCAAUCGAGUCUAGUGAUAUACUGAAAAGCUUGAAUUGAUUUUUGUUGAGCGAAGAUGAUUGACAGUCUGGAGUCGAAGAUAACGUUCGAGAUACCCAAUAACCUGGAUUUCAAUAAGUUCAUCCGGGAGAACAACUACUCGUCGUUUUGGCAGAAUCUCCACCAGCAGGAAACAGUGGCCAGGGUCGCUGCAAUGAGUUCUCUCGGGAUGGGGGUCAGUGAGCCGCUGCUGACAAGUGAAUACAACGCCAGUGAUUUCAACCUGUUGAGUAGUUUGCAGAAUUUCGCUGGCCGAGCCGGGCCAGUUGGGUUCAGUGCUGACGGAAGCGAACAGCUGCUGGAUCCCACCUACGAGCGGUUCAUCGGAGAUGUAUGGGUGGGCAUCGUGCUGACGCUGAUGAUACUGUCGUCGAUAUUUUGCAUGUGUUCCUGCUUCCUGUACCACAAGUUUCGACAGUGGCAACGAAGUGUUCUCACCGCCAGGUCACAGACGCUCUCCUCGAUGGACCUGGAAACGCCUCCGCCAUACGACGUAGAAUCCCUGCCGAGCUAUACGAUAGUAUCGGGCCUGCCGAGCUACAACGAUGCCAUCGAGCAGCUCAAACAGAAACAGCAACAGAAAAGUCCCGGUGGCCACUUGGAGCCGGUCAAGCUUCAACGACCUUCGGUCAUCAAACUCUUCGAAUCGCAGUCACAGGAUUUACUCGCUGGCGCAAAACUGGAGGAAAUCCGCUACAACUUUGCAAACAAUCUCACCACCAGCGUUGUGUCGGAAAACUCCUUCGACGUUACGCCGACUACCAGCAGCAAUACGGCGGUAAAUGCGACGACGGUUGCAGUUGCGCCCAAUUUCAAAACCCAAGUUUCCACGAGUAUGCCGAAAAAGUUUACCGUUUGCAAUUACAGUGUGGAAAAUGAACGAUCUGGCAGUUAAGUUGGUAGAAAGGUGGUAUGGAACAAGUACCUUUCGCUAGAAGGAGCUUUCACGAGAGAAAACUACGACUGUGUUAUUAAUCUUUAAUUCAUUCCAUUAAAUGCGACUGUAGGGCAUAGUUAGGUGUACAUAUAAGAUGACGAUCCUUCAGAAGGAGGGUUAUAUUUACUACGACUACUACUUUGUGCCAGUUCCGUAAUUGUUAAUGCAAACAAUCUGCUGAGAACGGUUAUCUCAGACGAACAAAUCAAUUAUGAAGUACAUAUACAUAUGAUAUAGAUAGAAAACUGCUUCCUUAAUUCCAAGACUUAAAUCAUAUUAUGUGAAAUAUAGUCUAUCUAUCAACAGAGAAAGUGAAUAACAA